This is a messenger RNA of Phragmites australis (common reed), 2948 nucleotides long. Its product is annotated as probably inactive leucine-rich repeat receptor-like protein kinase At5g06940. Gene Ontology annotation, molecular function: protein kinase activity; ATP binding; receptor serine/threonine kinase binding. The record is from RefSeq and is a predicted model, not a curated record. Lineage: Eukaryota; Viridiplantae; Streptophyta; Magnoliopsida; Poales; Poaceae. The coding region runs from base 173 to 2776 and encodes 867 amino acids. The transcript is spliced from 2 exons. Gene Ontology annotation, biological process: protein phosphorylation.
UGAAUGAAUGAUCGACGACACGAUGAAUUCCCAUGAGCCACGUGCCCAUGGCGCAGAAAACAGUCAAGCCCUGCUCCUGCAGCGAGUGGCCUAAAACAGUCAGCAACGCACACGCUUGACACUCCAUCAGUCCAUUUGCAUCAGCUUCUCUUCCGGGCUUCGCCGGUUGUCGAUGGCACCCGCCGGCACCCACGCCCCCCUCUCCCUGCUCCUCUUCCACUUCCUUUCGCCAUUGAUCGCCGCCUCAACAGCGGCGCCUUCGCCAACAGCUGGAGCAGCACAGACACCGCAAGAGCUCCUGCUUGACUUCAAAGCCUCCCUGCAGGACCCGUCCGGCGCGCUCUCGUCCUGGUCGCGCUCCACCCCCUACUGCAACUGGCCGCACAUCACCUGCACCAGCACCGCCGCCACCGCCAACGCCACCGUCUCCAUCUCCCUCUCCCUCCCGGGCCUCAGCCUCUCCGGCGACGUUUCGGCCUCCUCCCUCUGCCGCGUGCCCGGCCUCGUCGCGCUCAGCCUCGCGUCCAACGGCUUCAACCAGACCAUCCCGCUGCAGCUCUCGCGCUGCACCUCGCUCGUCUCGCUCAACCUCAGCGCCGGCGCCUUCUGGGGCCCGCUUCCCGACCAGCUCGGCAUGCUCACCUCGCUCACGUCGCUCGACCUCAGCGGCAACAGCAUCGAAGGGCAGGUGCCCGCCGGCCUCGCCGCGCUGGGGAGCCUCGAGGUGCUCGACCUCGGGGGCAACCAGCUCUCCGGCGUGCUCCACCCGGCGCUGUUCGGCAACCUCACCAGCCUGCACUUCCUGGACCUGUCCAGGAACCAGUUCCUGGAGUCCGAGCUGCCAUCGGAGCUCGGCAAGAUGGGCAGCCUCAGGUGGCUCUUCCUGCAGGGGUCAGGGUUCAGCGGCGGGAUCCCUGAAUCCUUACUAGAGUUGGAGCAGCUGGAGGUUCUUGAUCUGUCCAUGAACAGCCUGACCGGAGCCAUGCCUCCCGGCUUUGGCAUCAAGUUUCAGAAGCUGAUGACUCUGGAUUUGUCACAGAACGGUCUCUCCGGGCCGUUCCCUGAAGAGAUUGGGAAGUGUGUGAUGCUCCAGAGGUUUGAGGUGCAUGACAACGCCUUCACGGGAGAGCUUCCCGCCGGACUCUGGUCGCUGCCGGACUUGCGCGUGAUCCGGGGCGAGAACAACCGGUUCUCCGGCCAGUUGCCUGAGUUCUCCGGCGUCCAGUCUCGGCUCGAGCAGGUUCAGCUUGACAACAACAGCUUCUCCGGUGGGAUACCUCAGAGCAUCGGCCUGAUCCGCACGAUGUACCGGUUCUCCGCCUCCCUGAACGAGCUCAACGGCAGCUUGCCGGACAACUUCUGCGACUCCCCGGCGAUGAGCAUCGUAAACAUCUCCCGCAACUCGCUCACCGGCACGAUCCCGGAGUUCAAGAACUGCAAGAGACUGGUGUCGCUGUACCUUUCCGGCAACGCCUUCACCGGGCCAAUACCGGCGUCCCUCGGCGACUUGCCGGUUCUGACUUACAUCGACCUGUCCAGCAACAGCCUCACCGGUGGCAUUCCGGCGGAACUCCAGAACCUGAAGCUUGCGCUGCUCAAUGUCUCGUAUAACCAGCUCUCUGGCCGUGUGCCUCCGUCUCUGAUCUCCGGCCUUCCAGCCGUGUUUCUCCAAGGGAACCCCGGGCUGUGCGGCCCCGGAUUGCCUAACGAUUGCGAUGCGCCAUUGAGGAAGCAUCAGGGCCUAGCAGUGGCUGCAACCGUGGCCUCGUUCGUCACCGGAGUGACGCUGCUCGCUGUAGGAGCAUUUGCAGUUUGUAGGAGGUUACAAGGCAGCAAGUCCUCCCCAUGGAAGCUUGUACUCUUUUACCCUAUCAGGAUCACCGGGGAGGAAGUGUUCGCCGGAUUUCACGACAAGAACAUCAUCGGUAGGGGUGCAUUUGGAAAAGUUUAUCUGAUUGAGCUACAAGACGGGCAAAGUAUCGCGGUGAAGAGGCUGGUGAAUUCUGGCAAGCUAACAUCCAGAGCAAGGAAGAAUGAGAUGAAGGUAUUGGCAAAAAUCCGGCACAAGAACAUCGCCAAGAUGCUAGGAUUCUGCUACUCAGAGGGCGAGGUCAGCGUCAUCUAUGAACACUUGCAGAGAGGAAGCUUGCAGGAUUUGAUCUGUGCGCCCAAAUUCACGAUGGGGUGGAGCGACCGGGUGAGGAUCGCAUUGGGAGUAGCUCAAGGAUUGGUGCACCUUCACCACGGUCAUACUCCUUGCGUGCUGCAUAGAGAUCUGAAGUCGAGCAAUGUGCUGCUUGGUGAUGAAUUUGAGCCCAGGGUUACUGGAUUUGGGAUCGAUCUUGUCGUCGGAGAAAAGGCAUACCAGUCUUCCUUGGCUUGUGAUCUGAACUACAAGUGCUACGUUGCGCCAGAGCAGAACUGCACCAAGAAACCAACGCGCUUCAUGGACGUCUACAGCUUCGGGGUCAUCCUCCUGGAGCUGGUCACCGGAAAGCCAGCGGAGCAUCCGGCGUCCGACGACUCCAUCGACAUCGUCAGGUGGGUGCGGCGGCGGAUCAACGUGACCGACGGAGCGUCACAGAUACUUGACCCCAGCGUCUCCCGCACGGCGCAGAAGGGGAUGCUGGCAGCCCUUGAGCUCGCGCUGCGCUGCACGUCGGUUAUGCCUGACCAGAGACCGGCCAUGGAUGAGGUCGUCCGGUCGCUGGAGCCACUGUGUUUCAGCGUUCAUCCGCAGACGCCGCUGCCCACUGAAACUGCUCUGGAGCCUUGAACGGAGCAGAACGACCGGGUCGCUUGCUUCUGCCCCUGGAUGCUCGAAGUUCAGACUUUAGAGUAGCUGUUACUAUGUAACCCUUGCUCGUUGUACAUAGCAUGGCACUAGCAGGGUGAGUGUACCAAACAGAAUAAUGAGAAAUAAGGCAUCAGUGCGAUCUCCAAGCUUA